Amphimedon queenslandica is the source of this 604-nucleotide messenger RNA. RefSeq lists its product as uncharacterized. Lineage: Eukaryota; Metazoa; Porifera; Demospongiae; Haplosclerida; Niphatidae. The transcript is spliced from 2 exons. The record is from RefSeq and is a predicted model, not a curated record. Bases 77 to 439 code for a protein of 120 amino acids.
AUUACAUUCAUAGUAACUCCUAAUAAGGAAGUGGGUAAUAGAUAGACUAAACCACCCAUUUGCUGAUACUAGCACUAUGGCUGAAGGAGGUAGAAGUGCAAAAGAAGUCUUUAAAAAGACACUACCAAAGCUUAUAAGCACACUUGGGAAGGAUCCGCCUUUUACUGUAGUCACUACUGCUUUGUAUGCUGAGGAUUUGAUUACAGGGCAAGAGCUUGAAGCCAUUAAGACCAAACAAGGUGUCCAAAGAGGCAGUGAAGUGGGUUUUAAACUCGAUGACAAGAUAAAAGAGAGUGAUGAUCCUAAUGCCUGUCUACUGGCCAUAUGUGAGAUAUUUGAAUCUGAAGGAGUAGACAAUGCUAUAUUGAAGAAACAUGGAGCAAGCAUGAGAACAAGCAUAUCAAGUAAAACACAUUCCAUUCUAAACACUUUAUUUUAAGUUAUUUGUUAUCUAAGCACAACGUUUUUCUUAGCAUUUUCUGAUAUACAUGUACAUCAAUACUAACUACAUGUACAUGUAGUUAGUAAAUUGUACACAGUGUCAGUAUUUGUAUUUCAUAUUUUGCAACUAUAAAAACCUCCAUUAAUUAUAAUUAACACUGAU